CCCGGGCAGGGCCUGCAGCUGCCGGGCAUGGGAGGGCGGCCGGCGGCGGAGGGCGCCUGAGCGCGGCCGAGGGACCGCGCCGUGGCCUCCUGUCGCUGCGCGCUCCGCUCCGGGCUCCUUACAGUUCGUAGCCAAGAUCGAGCUGGCUGGCUGCAGGGACCCGGCCCUGUGGCGGCGGCGGCGGCGGCGGCGUGGUACUCUCUCGCUGUCCAGUUGAAUUAGUGGUGCUGUCCCCCGCGCGAUGCGCUGAGGGAGCCCAGAUCCCUAUACCAGCGUCGCUGCUGCGCCCCGAGUCGCCGACCCCAUGGGACCAGCGGGCACCACGCGCAGCGUGCGGGCGCCACCGUCUCGCCUGCUGUUGCUGCUACUGUUUCUGCAGGUGGCAGUGCCGGCGGGCGCGCUGGCCGAGACCCUGCUGGACGCACCCGGGGCCAGGGGUGCCAGCUCCAACCCGCCAAGCCCAGCCAGCGUGGUGGCCCCGGGAACGACGCCGUUCGAGGAAAGUCGGUUGCCCGUGUUCACCUUGGAUUACCCCCACGUGCAAAUCCCUUUCGAGAUCACGCUGUGGAUACUACUGGCUUCGUUGGCCAAGAUUGGUUUCCACCUCUAUCACAAGUUGCCCACCAUUGUGCCUGAGAGCUGCCUUCUCAUAAUGGUUGGACUUCUACUAGGUGGGAUCAUCUUCGGUGUUGAUGAAAAGUCUCCCCCCGCCAUGAAGACAGAUGUGUUUUUCCUGUACCUCCUUCCACCCAUCGUUCUGGAUGCUGGCUACUUCAUGCCCACUCGCCCCUUCUUUGAGAAUUUUGGCACCAUUUUCUGGUAUGCUGUGGUAGGCACGCUGUGGAACUCCAUUGGCAUUGGGGUGUCUUUGUUUGGCAUCUGCCAGAUUGAGGCGUUUGGCCUGAGUGACAUCACGCUGCUGCAGAACCUGCUCUUUGGCAGCUUGAUCUCGGCCGUGGACCCUGUGGCCGUGCUCGCUGUCUUUGAGAACAUUCACGUCAACGAACAGCUCUAUAUCCUGGUCUUCGGCGAGUCCCUGCUCAAUGACGCUGUCACAGUGGUCCUGUACAACCUGUUCAAGUCAUUCUGCCAGAUGAAAACCAUCCACACGGUCGACGUGUUUGCCGGCAUCGCCAACUUCUUCGUGGUGGGAAUCGGCGGGGUGCUCAUCGGCAUCCUCCUGGGAUUUAUAGCAGCCUUCACCACCCGUUUCACACACAACAUCCGAGUCAUCGAGCCGCUUUUUGUCUUCCUCUACAGCUACUUGUCCUACAUCACAGCUGAAAUGUUCCACCUCUCGGGCAUCAUGGCAAUCACAGCAUGUGCCAUGACAAUGAAUAAGUAUGUGGAAGAGAACGUGUCUCAGAAGUCCUACACGACCAUCAAGUACUUCAUGAAGAUGCUGAGCAGCGUGAGCGAGACCUUGAUCUUCAUCUUCAUGGGCGUGUCCACCGUUGGGAAGAACCACGAGUGGAACUGGGCAUUCGUCUGCUUCACCCUGGCCUUCUGUCUGAUCUGGCGAGCACUGGGUGUCUUUGUCCUGACUCAAGUGAUUAACUGGUUCCGGACCAUUCCCCUGACCUUCAAGGACCAGUUCAUCAUUGCCUACGGAGGGCUCCGAGGUGCCAUCUGUUUCGCCCUGGUCUUCCUCCUCCCUGCUAAUGUGUUUCCCCGAAAGAAGCUGUUCAUCACGGCCGCCAUUGUCGUUAUAUUCUUCACUGUCUUCAUCCUGGGGAUAACCAUCAGACCACUGGUGGAGUUCCUUGAUGUUAAGAGAUCCAAUAAGAAGCAGCAAGCCGUCAGUGAAGAGAUCCACUGCCGGUUUUUUGAUCAUGUGAAGACCGGGAUUGAAGAUGUUUGUGGACACUGGGGUCACAACUUCUGGAGAGACAAGUUUAAGAAAUUUGAUGACAAAUACCUUCGGAAGCUCCUGAUUCGGGAAAACCAACCCAAGUCUAGCAUCGUGUCCUUAUAUAAAAAGCUUGAGAUAAAACAUGCCAUUGAGAUGGCGGAGACUGGAAUGAUAAGUACCGUCCCCUCGUUUGCGUCUCUUAAUGAUUGCCGUGAAGAAAAAAUAAGGAAGCUCACACCUGGUGAAAUGGAUGAAAUUAGAGAGAUACUAUCAAGGAAUCUCUAUCAAAUCCGUCAGCGGACCUUGUCGUAUAACAGACACAACCUGACAGCGGACACAAGCGAGAGACAAGCCAAGGAGAUCCUGAUCCGCAGACGGCACAGCCUUCGGGAGAGCCUCAGGAAGGACAACAGCUUGAAUCGGGAGCGCAGGGCUUCCACUUCAACCUCCCGGUAUUUAUCCUUACCUAAAAAUACAAAGCUUCCAGAGACACUCCAGAAGAAGAAGAAAAGAAUUUCAACUGAAGAUGGCAAUAGCAGCGACUCGGACACAGAUGCCGGGACCACCGUGCUCAAUUUGCAGCCUCGGGCCAGGCGCUUUUUGCCAGAUCAGUUCUCCAAGAAAGCCUCCCAGGCCUACAAAAUGGAGUGGAAGAACGAGGUGGAUGUGGGUUCUGCCCGAGUGCAGGCCAGCACCCCUCCGGCACCCCGCAGUAAAGAGGGGGGCACCCAGACACCAGGGGUCCUGAGGCAGCCCCUGCUCUCCAAAGACCAACAGUUCAGCCGAGGCAGGGAAGACAGUCUAACUGAAGACGUGCCACCCAAGCCCCCACCGAGGCUGGUGCGACGGGCCUCAGAACCCGGGAACAGGAAAGGCCGCUUGGGCAAUGAGAAGCCAUGAUAGAAAAAGCCAAAGCAGGCUUGGGGUGAAUGAGCUAGCGUGGCUGUGGCUUGUUACUCAGACCUGACCAGCUGUGGAAUCCAUGUAAAACCAUCUAUCUAGAAACAUCCGUUGGGUGGUAGAGUCAAGCUACUGAUUCACGGGAGGAGCACUUACCUAUCCCAAGAGGAGGAAAGUCGAAGGAAGUCCCACAAAAUGACUUUUGCGACUUUUGGCCAGGAAAUAUAUUCUUUGCAGGCCUGAAGGAAAAAAAAAUAUAUGUGUGCCUUUAUUGAACUUGAAUGACAGAACUUGAAGAUUUUAACACACCUUUGUUGGUGAAAAUUUUAAUAUAUUACAAAUAUGCCUCAGUUUUUAUUUAUGAAAAAAAAAAUGUUUAUCUGUAGUGACCGUGUUUGAAGGGGAUGGCGCUAAAAGUGGUGAGAACAUCUUUCCCAGGGGGUGAAGAUCAGCUCCUAGAGGUGGGUCCUAAGUUCCAGCUCCCACCUGUCCCAUCCUGAGCUGAUGGACCACUCGGUGAAGGACAAGGUUGCCCACAGCAGAGAUCUUGGUGUGUAGCAGCAGGGCACUGGUUGAAAUGUGUAGGCAGAUGAAACAGCAUAGCUUUCAGGGUGUAGGGUGGAAGUCCGUGUUAGCAACUUUGAAACAAUGAAGGGCAGGCGGCUCUUAACCUGUUCCUGUGUUUACCAUGGCUUUGGAGUAAUGUAUAAUCCCCACCUCCUCUUUUUUUUUUUUUUUUCCCUAGGUACAGAAGGAAAGAUUUGCUUGAGCAAAAUCAUUUCGUAGUGUUUAUAGACUUGGUGGCAGCUUCUGAGAUGUCCCACCUGUGAGGACCUCUUGUGGCCAGUGGGGAGACAGGGCAGCAAUUACUGACCGCGUGGGUUUUAUAUUGUGUGAUACUGGGAGAAAAAGGGGGGUGGUUCCUUUUAUAUGCACCCAUGACCACCUGCUGUAAUAAAAUUGUCCUGUAGUACAUUCUAGCUCUGAGCUGGGAAGGGUGAAAACUUUCACAAGCCGUCUUCCAUCGCUGAAGGAAAUGGUAAGUCAUCGGGUUUUGACCUUUGAUGAGGAAGCACUUUUUGGAGAGAAAUCCUACUUUUUGCACUAGUCUAUAAUUUGUUACCUCCUCACCUUUCGACGAUGUAGUGACUUAAAUUUGUCAUUAAAAAAUCAGAUUCUAUUCUCUGGAGUACUUUUUAGGAGUAUGGCAGAGAAAAACAGUGGGACACAAUCAUUAAAGAUUCAUAUUUAAAUCAA
Molecule: messenger RNA, 4009 nt
Organism: Peromyscus californicus insignis
Lineage: Eukaryota; Metazoa; Chordata; Mammalia; Rodentia; Cricetidae
Gene: Slc9a2
Product: solute carrier family 9 member A2
Exons: 12
Coding region: 305-2752 (815 amino acids)
Biological process (GO): regulation of pH; sodium ion transport; proton transmembrane transport
Cellular component (GO): membrane
Molecular function (GO): sodium:proton antiporter activity
Source: RefSeq, a predicted model, not a curated record